This is a messenger RNA of Pungitius pungitius (ninespine stickleback), 2759 nucleotides long. It is a transcript of the gene gnsb, whose product is annotated as glucosamine (N-acetyl)-6-sulfatase (Sanfilippo disease IIID), b. The transcript has 13 exons. Bases 93 to 1631 code for a protein of 512 amino acids. The record is from RefSeq and is a predicted model, not a curated record. Gene Ontology annotation, molecular function: glycosaminoglycan binding; N-acetylglucosamine-6-sulfatase activity. Gene Ontology annotation, biological process: glycosaminoglycan metabolic process. NCBI's taxonomy places the organism in Eukaryota, Metazoa, Chordata, Actinopteri, Perciformes, Gasterosteidae.
GACAAUCAGCGCUCUCGCGCUCCACUUCCUCAAACACCUCCGUCUCCGGAGGUCAGGGUUUAACUUUGUCCCGACGCGUCCCGCGUGCACGAAUGUCCGGUCCGGCUCGCGGACCCGGAGCGGCGCGAGGAGCCCGGCGGGGGGUCGUCGCGCUUCUCGCGCUCCUCACCUGCUGCGCCAGGUGUGCUGGCGACAAGCCGAGCAACGUCAUCCUCAUCCUCGCGGACGACCAGGACGUGCAGCUGGGGGGGAUGACCCCCAUGAAGAAGACUAAAGCCUUAAUAGGAGACGCGGGGGCAGUAUUUGUGAAUGCUUUCACGGUGACCCCGCUGUGCUGCCCCAGCAGGAGCAGCGUCCUGACGGGCCGAUACCCCCACAACCACCAGGCGAGGAACAACUCGGUGUCGGGGGGCUGCUCCAGCGCCCCCUGGCAGACGGGCCCCGAGGCCUCGGCCUUCCCCGUCUACCUCAGCAAGCAGAAGUACCAGACCUUCUUCGCCGGGAAGUACCUGAACCAGUACGGCAAGAAGGAGGCCGGAGGCGUGGGCCACGUCCCACCGGGCUGGGACCAGUGGCACGCACUGGUGGGAAACUCUCUGUACUACAACUACACGCUGUCGGUGAACGGCGUGGAGGAGAAGCACGGAGACCGCUACGAGUCGGACUACCUCACGGACCUCAUCACCAACCGGUCGCUCCACUUCCUGGAGGACCGGAGCCCCCAGCAUCCCUUCUUCCUCAUGCUGUCUCCUCCGGCUCCCCACUCGCCCUGGACGCCGGCGCCCAAGUACCAGAAGCAGUUCGGCGACGUCAAAGCGCCUCGAGACGGAAGCUUCGACAAACCGGGGAAGGACAAACACUGGCUGCUGCGUCAGCCCGUGAACCCCAUGCCGGACAGCUCGCUCUCCUUCCUGGACAGCGCCUACAGGAAAAGGUGGCAGACGCUGCUGUCUCUGGACGACCUGGUGGAGUCGCUGGUCAACAAGCUGGAGAGCAUCAAAGAGCUCAACAACACCUACAUCUUCUACACCUCGGACAACGGCUACCACACAGGUCAGUUCUCGCUGCCCAUCGACAAGAGGCAGCUCUACGAGUUCGACAUCCGGGUCCCGCUGAUGGUCCGAGGCCCGGGAAUCAAAGCCAAGCAGACGCUGCAGGCUCCGGUGCUGAACAUCGACCUGGCCCCCACCAUCCUGGACAUCUCUGGGACCAACCUGUCUUCAGUGGACGUGGACGGACAGUCGUUCCUCUCUCAGAUGGCCCCCUCCCUGCGUAACGGGACCGCUCGUCCCUUCUUCCUGGUGGAGUACAACGGGGAGGGGCAUCCCACCACGGACCCCGCCUGCCCCAAACUGGGCCCGGGACUCUCUCAAUGUUUCCCGGACUGCGUUUGCGAGGACGCCUUCAACAACACGUACGCCUGCGUCCGCACGCUGGACGCUCGCCACGACCUGCAGUACUGCGAGUUCGCCGACGCCGAGUCCUUCGUGGAAGUGUACAACCUGACGUCGGACCCCCACCAGCUGGAGAACAUCGUGAAGCGGGUGGAUCCGGCCGUCCUGCAGACCAUGAACCAGCGGCUCAUCAAGCUGCAGUCCUGUCGGGGAGACAGUUGCCGUGACAACGCGUGACGGCCGCUCUGUCUCCUUUACGCCGGGACGUCUGCUGUUCUGAAACCAUGAAUCUGAACAACCAAAGAUGUCGUUUCUUUUUCUUUGUAUUAAUUCACUCAGUGCUCACCAGCGGCUAAUUAGCUUAGCAUUAUAAAUAUUCACAAGAUGUCUUCAAGAGUGAACAAAGGCAACCGCAAAGCUCUUUAAUCGUAGAAGUUUGAAUAAUCCGUGGAAAACAUUUCUAAUAUUCGGGAGUCGCUAAAUGUCUUUGUUUUUGUAACAAAGUGGGACAUUUAGUUUGUCACCAUUGGACAGAGUGAGGUCUUUAUGCUAAGCUAAGCUAAGCUAACCAUCUCCUUCAACCGAACCCUCCUUCUUUAAUGUAUUUCUUGUUCUCCUCAGAUUUAAACACUUUCAAAGACAUUUUAAUCCUCAUGUUUUAUAUUUUACACCUGAGUAUCAACGACGUUUGUAAGGAGCCUUUUUUUAAAGUCUUAAAGUCACUUUUUGGUGACGAUGUUUCUGUGAUGAAUCCAUCGAGGGGGACGUUUCAUUUGAAGCGAACUCUUUGAUCUUUGAGCUGCCGACGCCUUUAAAUGUGAAUAUCUGCACUGUGACCAAAAUAAACUGAAUCAAGAGAAGCAUUUCAUGUGUUUCACAGAAUAAAAUGUACUAUUUAGUAUUUGUCAACCGCAUAGAAACAUUAACUAACUACUAUAUAACACACUAAGUUAUAAACGAGCCACAAGGGCGUUUUCAAAGUUCAUUAAUGUACAUAUGAGCAUCUAUGAUUUUAGUAGUUUGAAGGUUUAUUUGAACAAGAAAAUAAAAUCCCAGCUGUGAGUCAAGAGUCUGUUUAAGAGCCUGAAGCUUCUCGACCCACAUUAAAAAAUAAAUAAAUGUCAUUUCUGGUUCUUAUAUAGAAAUAUAAAUAUCUUUUGAAAGAAACUGACUCCAUGAUUUAAGUUUCCAUAAUGAACAAAAUAGUUAUUUGCAUUCUCUCACUUACCAUGACAGUUAUUAGUUUAUUUAAAUUGAUUCUUUAUUCUACCAUCUGUUUCAUUUACAGGUUCUGAUUUCUCUAUUUGGUUUAUUUAGUAUUUUUACUGCUGUUUGUUGUGUGACACACUAAACUUUGUUUUGAUA